Molecule: messenger RNA, 1720 nt
Organism: Vitrella brassicaformis
Lineage: Eukaryota; Vitrellaceae
Source: the annotation of a GenBank genome assembly
CGGGACUAUACACAGAUUUAUAUAAUAGUCACCACACACACACACACACACAGGUCCGUCGCGACAGCAUGACACAGCACAACACAUGGAGCACCACACAAUGCCAUCAAUGCAGUCUCACGAUGGGGGUCCGGUCCAAGGACACCACACCACCUACUCGUACCUACCGUGCCGACCAACGAAACAAACGGACGUACACACCCGUCUGUCUUAUCACAUCAACCAGCCCAUGUUUUCUCUCUCUCACACGUACCCUACACCACACCACACGGCGAAAAACUGCCGAUCCAAUCCAACACCCAUCUCACCCUCUCUUCUCUCCCCCUCUCUGUCUAGUCUACUAGACAUGACCGUGAUAGCUGAUAGGGCUCGGCGGCCGGUAGUUGUCUUCCCUGGAGCCAAUCUCUACAGAGCUCUUGGCGCGCCCCACAUGCGUCGAUAAGCCCAUCCGCAUCUGCUGCUGCACGGGGUGGUGUCGAGCCGGAUACGGCGCCAUGGUCGCCAUCCUCGGCGGCGGGUCGAUCAAGGGCGGGUAGGUGGUGAUGUCCGGCGGCCCUGCGCCCAUGGGGGACGUCCGGCGAAACACAGCAGGAGGGGGAGGGUGCCGCCGCAGGCACCGCCAGCACAAGUAACACCCCACCAGGUUGACGGUCACCAGCGCUAUAACCACCACGCCAAAGGCCAUCAGCAGGUCGUGCCACUUCUGCCAGAAGGGCCGAUGGUGCGGUGCAGGGGUGGGCUCGGGCGGCUCGGGCGCAUUGUGCUGUGCCGGGCCAUCCCCGUCAGGUGCCAGCUGUGGACUGGUCACGUUGGCCGUGUGUGGGGGUCGGCUGCCCGCCCGCUUCCCAGGUGGCUGGGGGAAUGGGGGGAGGGGCUCGGUGGGCAGGGCGUGGUGAGAGAGAGGGGAGAAAGCGGCGACGGUCUGGUUCGCUGAGGGCGGCGCAGCGCUGCCCUUCUUGGCCUCCUUCCUCUCGUUCGCCUCGCUCUGUCUGGCGGUCUUCUCCGUCGUCGAGUAGUGGACGAACUCCCGCCGCGCAUCGGUGAGCUGCAAAAACAGGUGCACCUGCACCAGCCGGUUGGUCAUGGACCGCACCACCAGAUAAAAGAUGUCGUCGCUCAUGUCGGAUGCGUCGAAGUCCACCCGCUUCUCGCACCUCCGCACCCCCACACUCAUCCCCGGCAGCACCAUGCCGCACGAGCCGUCAUCGAGAUACGAGAAGACCUCCCCCUCUCUCGCCAACCUGUAGUCGGGCUCGCGCAUCAGAAACGCCUGGAUGCUGUCAUAGCGGUCGGCGAGCACCUCGAAGGACAGGGACGUCGCUGUCGUGCCGCGACCGGCUGUGUGGGCGAAGAAGCUCAUCCAUCCAACGUCGCCUGUGUGCCGCAGUGCGAGUGUGGUGGAGCACUUGAUGAGGGCGCCCGGCCGAGGGCAUCGCACGGGCACCUGCCGCUUGAAGAAGGGCUUGGCAGAUGCCGUGUGGACGAGAAGGUGGACCAGCAGCCGGGCAAGGACGGAGGAUGGCCGUGAAGGUCGUCGAUUUGCAGCCGUUUCUGGUGAUGAACAUGGCGAUGGCACAUGGUCAGACGGUCCUGUGCAAUCACCAGCAGGCUCCUCCAUCUUCGUGGUGCCAGCCAUGUCGGUCUGCACUGCAUCCAUCUGCACUUCUUGAUUCCCCCAGAUCUGUCCUCAACAGCAUCAGGUGAGCGCCGUGUGACUGGG